Pyricularia oryzae 70-15 is the source of this 2540-nucleotide messenger RNA. RefSeq names its product DNA polymerase epsilon subunit C. NCBI's taxonomy places the organism in Eukaryota, Fungi, Ascomycota, Sordariomycetes, Magnaporthales, Pyriculariaceae. Gene Ontology annotation, molecular function: core promoter sequence-specific DNA binding; transcription coactivator activity; RNA polymerase II general transcription initiation factor activity. Gene Ontology annotation, cellular component: nucleus; negative cofactor 2 complex. The transcript has 2 exons. Bases 1266 to 2438 code for a protein of 390 amino acids. Gene Ontology annotation, biological process: positive regulation of transcription by RNA polymerase II; transcription by RNA polymerase II; negative regulation of transcription by RNA polymerase II. The record is from RefSeq and is a predicted model, not a curated record.
GGCUUGUAUGACCGCGUUGCGCAUAUAAACAAGCCCAACGUCCCACCAAACCCCUCGCUCGCUGGCCUUUCGGGCACGGCACACAGCUCCCAGCCCUUUCUUUUUCAAGCUGCAAAAAUUCAUACAAUAGAUCGGCCCAGCUGGCCCGAGCUUCCACACGCCAAACCCAAAUUGACUAUAUUUCUUCCCACCCAAGCCACCCUACCCCUUUAUUCCUAUAUUGAGUUUACUUGACCUGCACGGGCCCCUUUUCUUUUCUCUCUCUCUUGCGCUCUCGAAAGUUAAAUCAACGCCUCGACAAAUAAACCCCCUUCAGCACUCUGUUUUCGGUGUUGGGAUAUUGCAUAAUCGUCAUAUCGCAUACAGCUUUAUAACCGUGAUUUUUCUCCCACGGUGUAGUGCUCGUGUGUGUGAGACCAGAAAGCAUCCACGCCUCAAAAUUCAAUCGAGCUUGACUGUGGGGUGGCUGCCUGAUUUGACUCGCCUACCUCGACCCACCCAUCUGCGGGUACCAGUGAACUGCUCAACUCAACGCUUGUGUGGGUAGUCUCAUUGACCGAAUAUCAAAUCAUUCGGGUGUCAUACAACCGCUGGGCUUACACCAGGCGCAGGUCGGGCUGAGGCCUACGCAGCCUGCUAGCUACCUUAGCAUAUCACUUACGAAGAGCAUCGCGGUUGCCGGAAGAAGCCGGUUAAUUGCAGCUUGGUUGUGGCGUACUAUUCCGCAGUGACACGUUUUCCUCCUUCAAGAUCGUCUUCAAACGAUAGACAAAAGACAGUGGGCCGAGCAUAACUCAUAUCACCACCGCAUUUUGUUACCUCUCUUUUUUUGUUUACUGGAUUAUACCUACAUUAUCCAUCUAAUACCUCCAUUUCUACCUACCCAGCCUAGGUAGUCAGUCUAGACCCCAAACAGACAGACAGACACAUUCAAUCACAUCGAUUCUCAUCGCAACCCACUCACACGUUGACAUACAUACGUCUAUUCCGAACACACCAAACACGCUCUGACAACAUCCGCUCAGCAUUCUUGUCCAAACCAAGCAACCAACCUUGCCAGCCGUUACAAAGUAACGCGACAACAAGAGACGAAGAAUUAGAUUAUUCUAGUCUCGCGUCAAGUCAAAAGAUUGCCAAGGUCCAGGGAUCUUAUCCUUGGCAAAUCCUGGGUAGCCUUUUGCUGGACCUAUCCCACCAGCACGCACGCACGCUCUUUAAGAGCAGCCCCAUACCAGAUCGACUCAAGAGCAAACGGACCUCUCGCUAUGUCUUAUGCGCCUGCAAGUCCAGAUCUAAGCUCGUUUUACAGCGGGUCGGCGGAUUCUCACAACGCGGGCCACCACCACCACCACCACCACUCUUCGUCGUCAGGGUUUGGGUUUCCGGUGCAGGUCUCGAGCUCAAACCCAAGGUCCCGGCCAUUGAGCCCACCACACGGUCUCACGCUGCCCGGCGGCCCCACUUCAAGCGUAACCACCAACUACCAAGCGAAUCGCGUCGGCGAAGUGCAUUUUUCAUUGCAUUCCAACCAGCAACAUCAUCAUCACCUUCACACACCUUAUCACGAACAUCCCUACUCACUACACACUCCAAUCUCUCCCCAGCCCAAUCCCUCCCAGGCUGUGCACGCGCAAAAUCACUUGCACUAUAUCCAUUCACCCUUCCAAACACAGAAAAACAUUCAAUCGCUUCAGAUUGUGCCACCAUCAAACCACAACAUAAACACGUCCCAACCCGGCCCAUCACCCAUUGGACUGCAGUACAUUCCACCCUACUCGGCUCAGCAGUACAAAUCUGAACCCGACGACGCUUUUUGCUUUUCUUCCGUACAGGAAAUCCCUCAGCGCGAUCUUUUCCCGCAGCAACCUCACAGGCGCUCUUAUUCUCAGCCUCAUUCAGACGCGACUCGGAUAAAACCUGAAGUCAAAUCUGAGGAGCAGUACGGCGUUCACUCGCCCCAAAAUAUACGCAUAAAAUCAGAGACUCAGCCGUCAUAUCCUCUGCCAGAAGCCAUGCCGCCAAGAAGAUCAGCGGCGGCUGCACAGCCGUCUGUCAUCGCCUCUCCUGUCAAAACCAGAUUUCCAACGGCGCGCAUCAAGCGCAUCAUGCAGGCUGAUGAGGAGGUCGGCAAGGUUGCCCAGCAGACACCAAUUGCCGUGGGAAAGGCACUGGAAAUGUUCAUGGUCGCCCUCGUAUCCAAAAGUCACGAUGUGGCUAAGGACAAAGGCGCCAAACGAGUAACGGCUCAGCACCUCAAGCAGGUCAUCGAGUCGGAUGACCAAUGGGAUUUCCUGCGCGAGAUAGUCGGGCGGAUCUCGGAGACUGAGGAGAAGGCUGGGAGGGCUGGGGGCAGGGCAAAGGCCGAGAGCUCGAGUGACGAAGAGGUGCCGGAACCAAAGAAGAAGGGUCGUGGCGGACGGAAAAAGAAGGUCACCUAGGGCAUGGUGGGCAGUAAUGUCCAAGGCUUCUUGGCUGGUAUUUUCUUUGAUGUCACGAGCACGAUGAUAGCAUAGCAUUGAUCAUGAAAGUUUUAUUGUUGG